Molecule: messenger RNA, 1920 nt
Organism: Geodia barretti
Lineage: Eukaryota; Metazoa; Porifera; Demospongiae; Tetractinellida; Geodiidae
Source: the annotation of a GenBank genome assembly
AUGUUCACUUCGGGGACCACCAGCGCCCCCAAAGGGGUAAUGCUGACUCACGACAGCUUUGCCUCUUAUAUCCUGGCCACCGUAAUGCCUGCGGAUCCCGACAUUGAGGAGACCAACCUGGUCACUGUCCCGUACUACCACAUCGCUGGCCUGCAGGCCGCACUGACGGCAGUCUACGCGGGCCGAACUCAGGUGAUCAUGCGGCAGUUCGAACCGGUUCAUUGGAUGGAACUUGUGCAGGAAUACAAGGCCAACCGGGCCAUGCUGGUACCAACAAUGCUGAAGCAUCUAAUAGACCAUCCCCGCUUUGGCGAAUACGAUCUUUCGUCUCUGGACGUGAUCACCUAUGGGGCCGCCCCGAUGCCCAUAGAGGUAAUCCGGGAGGCGAUCAAGAGGUUUCCGGGAGCGAGUUUCAUUAACGCCUUCGGCCAGACGGAGACGGCCUCCACUAUUACGAUGCUACCUCCGGAAGACCACGUUCUGGAAGGGUCGCCCAAGGAGGUUGAAACCAAGUUGCGCCGUCUCACUUCCAUAGGCAAGCCGCUGGAGGAUGUUGAGGUCGAGAUUGUGGACGAGGCCGGGGGACCGACUCCGGUCGGCGAGACAGGCGAAAUCGUGGCCCGCGGGCCCAGGAUGAUGGCCGGAUAUUGGCAGGAGGAAGUGGCCACACAGGAAACGAUGCGGUCCGGGUGGGUCUAUCCGGCGACUUGGGUUAUCAGGACGAGGACGGAAGAAGUGGAGGCCGUCCUGCUAUCCCACCCCCAGGUCGACGACGCGGCUGUCAUAGGCGUGACCGACGUUGAAUGGGGUGAGGAGAUUCGGGCCUUGGUCGUCCGGACGCUCCGCGGAGCUCCUUCAGGCAGCGGCGAAGGAGAGUCGGCCACCCAGGAGGAUAUCAUUGAGUUUUGCCGUGAACGCCUGGCCGGGUUCAAGCGCCCCCGAUCUGUGGUGUUCGUCGACGAGUUGCCCCGUAACGUGAUGGGCAAGGUGAAAGUUGCAGUAGUGGGCGCCGGUGGAGUCGGCGGCUAUUUUGGCGGACUACUGGCCCGUGCCGGGCACGAAGUGACGUUCGUCGCCCGCAGUGAGCAUCUGGACGCCAUCCGUCGCAACGGCGGCCUGCGGGUGGAGAGCCAGAACGACGGCGAAUUCCACGCGCCCGGACGCGGUGUUGGCGAUACCGCAGAUGCCGGAAGCCAGGAUCUCGUGCUGUUCAACGUGAAGAUGCACGACAACCCCGGCGCCAUCGCCUCGCUGCCCCCAAUGGUCAGCGCCGAUACCGUGGUGCUCACCCUGCAGAACGGGAUAGAUAACGGCGAGCAGAUCGCAGCGGUCAUCGGACGCGAACCGGUGAUGGUCGGAUCGGCGUUCAUGGAGGGGCGCAUAUCCGAGCCCGGAGUCGUCACUCAAGGUGGACCUGGCACCGCCGGUUUUGGGGAGAUGUCAGUUGGGAUCACCGAGAGGGGAGAGUUCCUUUAUCGCGAGUUUGUGAAUGCCGGCUGGCGUGUCGAACUAGACGAGAAUAUGGUGGGCAUGCUUUGGAAGAAGUUUGCUUACAUCGCCGGGUCCGCGGCUGUCUGCUCCGCCGCAAAUUGCGUCUACGAGGAAAUGCGCACUAUCCCGGCGACCCGGGCUCUGAUCCAGCAGGCCAUCGAGGAGGCGCUGACCGUGGGCCGAGCCAGCGGUGCGCCGGUCAUGGAAGACUCGCUGGAGUGGGCCAUGAACUCCCUCGACCGCUUUCCUCCGCAGGGCAGGGCAUCAAUGGCCAAGGACUUCACCGAAGGCCGUCCAGUGGAACUUGAGGGAUUGAACGGCGCCCUCAUCCGGCUGGCCCGGCAGACUGGCACGCCCACGCCGGCCAACGACUUCCUUUAUGCCGUCUUGCGUCCCCUGGCCGACCGCAUUGCCGCACAGCAGGCCUGA